CGUGACGCUCUGAUGUUUGUGUGCUCACUGUGGCAAAGGAGAACCGAAGGGUCCACACAAAAGGAAUAGCUUUCUGCAAAUACUCUCUAAGAUAAAGAAGCACAAUGGAUGAAGAGCAGCAGUUUGUAAACAUUGAUUUGAAUGACGACAAUAUCUGCAGUGUCUGCAAGCUAGAGACAGAUACAGGGACCACGUCUUUCUGCCAUGUCUGCUUUGAACUCAGCAUUGAAGGUAUCUCCUCUGCUACCUUGUUGCACUCAAAGUCCCUGCGCGGCCAUAGAGACUGCUUUGAGAAAUGCCACCUCAUCGCCAACCAGAAGCUGUCACGCUCCAAGGUCUCCCGAAGUGCCUACGAGGGCAUGAAGCUGGCCUUUAGCCAGAAACUGAACCGCAUCAUCCAGUACGCCCAGAACAAAGACUCUGUCUCCUCUAACGGUCCCGGCAGACGAGGGACCAAGCUUCUUUGUUAUAGCCAGCAGAGUGACCGCAAGCUCCUGCCCCAGUCGGAUGCCCAGGUGCCCCGUUACACGCCCUGCUGGGACACAGGCAAAGCAACUGGGUUGCCUGAUUACACCAUGGGCAUGUUGGAGUGCCACACAGUGGAGAAGCUGGGUCUGCUGCAGGAGUCACAAUCUGAUGUUUGGUCCAGUGACGGCAGGAAUGUCCUACACAUCCGGAACAAAUCAUCAGGAGGACAGACACAGCACAGACACCAGGGCCACAACACAGAUGAAUUGACUAUAAUGAGUGUGGACGAACUCCAUCAGCUGAACGGCCAGCUACUAAUGCAGAUUCAAAAGGUCUUUGAGGAGCUGACUGUGGCCGUGCAGGAAAAAGACUCGUUGGCGUCAGAACUGCAUGUGCGUCACAUCGCCAUCGAGCAGCUCUUUAAGAACUGUGCCAAGCUACCCUGGCUGCACAUUAGCAGGGCCGGGGUCAAGGCCAGCAGCAGCGGCAGCGACCCUGUGGAGUGAGGUGCAAGGUGGAGCUUCUGCCGCCGCCGCUGCUGAGAGGAAGCUGACAAACACUUCAAAGUGCGGGCUGCAGCGAGGCUGAUAAAGCCUUUUUAUUGAGUGAAUUUUACAACACUAUGGUGAUGUUGAGUUGUUACAUCUGCUUCAAAGCAGCAUUAAAGGCCGGGUUGACAUGGCCUCCAUUAUCGUGGUUUCUGUGAUGAUGCAAGGAUGAAUGGUGGUUUGCAGUUUAAAACAAUUCACCGGUCUGGCAUGUGACCUGAAUUCCACCCAUCUCAUGUAGCAAAGAUGCAUGUAAAUACCCGCCGGGGUGGGCCCCAAUAGACGACGAGGUGUCUUAUUGGACGUUAUUCUUAAAGAACAUCUUUUAAGAUUUAACUUACGACAGACUGAAAAACAGUUUGUCUGCAUAAUUUUACAGAAAUGAUUGCCGUUGGUUUUAUUUUAUUGUGUUAAACAUUUCAGUUUUUAUUUUCUGUAGAUACAUUUUUUAUUUCUUUUUCACAUUAUGACAGACGUGGAUAUCCAAAUAUGGGUUUCAAAACUGCUUAUUACUCCUACAUGUUAUCUGAUGGUUCUCUGUAGAACGUGGUGAGUUACAGUAUUUUAGAACAUGGCUUGGUGCAGAAUACCUAAAGCAGAUCAGCUGGAUGAUAUCUGUCGUAGUCAUAGCACCAGCCCUGCCAGCAGUAUUGUUAAUUACUGUUCUAAUGUAAAGCAUGAACAAGGUUUUAGCUUUUUCUUGCAGCUGGCAAUAUAAUGGCUUGAAACAUAAGUUCUCGACUUGCCUUCUAACUGCCCUCAUUUGACUUGAUAGUUUAUGAAAACUGUUGUGAUUAGAUAGAUUUAAUAGUAAAGGAAAAAGUAGCAUAUUGAAAUUAGAUAAAGUCUCAUCUGGUAAAGGGCUCGUGCAAUACAACACCCACAAGAACCCUAAACACCUGCAGCAAAGCCAAAUCAAAAGUGUAAAGUUAACAAGGCUAUACUAGCUGUGCAGGUUUGUGUUUGUGAGGGUGAGGGUGAUGACUCUUUUGGGAGUGUCUAUGAACUAAUACUUUGUAUCCGCUGGUUGGCAAGCAGCAAGUGGAAAUAUCAGUUAAUAUACCUGUGGCUUAAAGUGAUAGGUAUUUUGUUUUUAAUUCAACUUUUGGGUUUAUAGUAAAUAUUAUUGCUGGUGAGAUUUCCUUGAUAUUUAGCUGUCUGUUGUAUAGCUGUCAAGCACAAGACGUAUGUAUGGCUAUACACUGAAGGAGGGCUAUUACAAGAAGAAAGGUUUAACUAUUGAAAGAGAAAUCCAGCUGCCAAACCAAAGUCUGUAUUUGUUCUGGUUCACAUGCUGACUGCAAGCAUUUGACUUUGAUUCCAUUAGGAAGGAAGAUGCAAUACUGAUUUACAAUGUAUGUGACUUAGUGAUUUACUUCUGUUUGGUUCAGUGGGUGCAAUAAUGAACCAUAGAUUUUUUUCUCUAAAGAUGUUGAUGUGCAAAUAAUUUGUUCUCAAGUACACACGGUGUAUGUUUUAUGAUUUGUUUUAUUUCAAUUUUUACAUCUUUCUCACAUGUGCAUUGUGAACUUUUGUUUCCCUCUCUCCUGUAUUUAUGUGUGAGCUACGUUGAUGUCACAGCAACACACACAGGAUAGUUUGGUUUACUGUGCCUCUGGAGGUUCCUCAUUUUCUAACAAAAGGAGACAAAGAAGGACGUCUUUAUUAUUCAUCAACCCUAUGCAAGAAAGAGAAAAAUAAAUCAAAUAUCUAAAAGAAUAUUAGUAAUCUGAGUUUCCCUCAGAAGAGCUCUCUGAGCUACUUGAGUAUAAUAAGCUGAGGAAAGACAAGGUUAUGUUCAGAUUGAUGUUAGGAAAAACUGUCACCAUCUCUUCUGCUCUCUCUUUGUAAGAGAUUAUAUGUAUUUGACCCCUUUUAGGGUUUAAAGUUAAAGGUUUUACCACCAUUUUAAAUUAAGAUAUUCAGUGUGCUUGAGCGUAUUCUGAUAACUGGUCCUUAAUGCAAGUCAUUCAAUCUUCAGUUGUAUGUUUUUUAUAUGUGUUUUAAUUAUGAAUGCUGUGUCUUUUUGUAUACAGUGGAAACAUGCCUGGGCCUAUGCCUCUGCUCCUCAGAUAAUCCAGUCUGCCUGGAUUUGGCAGUCUGAUUAUCUUUUAGUGGAGAUGCAAGCAUACCUGUUACACUUCCACCUCCUUCCCCUUAGACUUGACUCUUUGUUCCUUUGUUUUCUAAAGUUGAAUAAGGCUUUGUGUUGUGUGAUGAUUCUAUUUAUUGUGUGUGUUCGUGGACCUUACACAUGCUGUGUGAUUUGUGCUUAAGUGACAGUUUGUAUUUUUUGUAAAAUAUUUCAAUAAAAUUAUUUUUACUACAUA
Molecule: messenger RNA, 3346 nt
Organism: Cottoperca gobio
Lineage: Eukaryota; Metazoa; Chordata; Actinopteri; Perciformes; Bovichtidae
Gene: c14h21orf91
Product: chromosome 14 C21orf91 homolog
Exons: 5
Coding region: 105-974 (289 amino acids)
Source: RefSeq, a predicted model, not a curated record